Lachancea dasiensis is the source of this 783-nucleotide messenger RNA. NCBI's taxonomy places the organism in Eukaryota, Fungi, Ascomycota, Saccharomycetes, Saccharomycetales, Saccharomycetaceae. The record is from the annotation of a GenBank genome assembly.
AUGCCCAUCAUAACAUUUCUCUCCUCACUAUUGAAUGUUGCCGCUGUAACAUAUCAAAGGCGAUAUAAUCGCUUACACAAGUCGAUCAAGGGCCUCUCCUACGAUUCAUACGUACUCAGCUUCGUUUCCAAUCUACUCGCUAUUUACAGUGGGCUUAAUUACAUGUUCUCACCGCUUGUGAGAAAACAGCUUACGCGUAGGUUUCCUAUAUACUACCCAUCAACUGACUCGAGAAUUCCUGUAUCCAAAUUGAUAAUGUUCGGUGAUAUCCUAAAUCUGGCAUGUACAUGUGCAAUCCUUGAACAACUGGUUAGGUAUAGGUACACAAAAUGCAAACUUCAAAGUGUCUCGAGUAUUUGCAUAAGUACUAUAGUGAUUUGCAUCGUUUUGUGUGUGUUUAGCUACGCGUGUGCAUCCAUAUACUUGCCUUAUAGCGACAGCGGGAAAUAUGGAAUAUUUUACUUGGAGCAUAUAAAUUAUAUUUGGGUAUUGGGCGGGUUUUUAUCUGGUUUUCGCCUUCUUCCCCAAAUAACACUAAAUUUCAUGCGCAGAAGUACCCAGGGAAUUUCUUCUAAAUUUUUGGUUUUGAGUAUGCUGUCAUCAUCAUUACAGUUGGGAUUUUCCCUUACAUUUCACAGUCAGCAGCAGUAUCGUGUACCUCUUAAUUCCAAGCCCAUUUAUGAUUGUGUUUUUCAACUCAUAUUCCUAAUUUCGCUUCUCUGCCAGGCUCAAUACGUCUACAGACACCCAAACAGACGACCAACAGAGCACCUUAUAGGUUGA